AUGGAGGUAAGAUUUAGCUCAAAGGACCAGAUUAGGGCAUGGCAUUCAGAACUGCGUGGUUCUUUUGAUAGCGGCAUCACUCUGGACGUCAAGUUCCGCAAGCGUGAACUCCAACAACUCACGUAUCUUCUUCAAGACAAUGUGGAGCAGAUUACAGAAGCGAUUCGAAAGGAUUUAGGUCGUUCCCAUUUUGAAAGUGUCUUUGCCGAGAUCAUGGUAACAACGAAUUUGGCGAUUGAAGCCUACACAAAUGUCGACGCCUGGUCGAAGAGUCAAUCUCGCUGGGCAGGCCUGGUGUGGGCUCUACACUCUCCUACUGAGCACAAAGAGCCGAAGGGCACCGUCCUCAUCAUUGGGGCCUGGAACUAUCCUAUCUCGGUGCAGAUUGGGCCAUUGAUCGGUGCCCUUUGCGCAGGCUGUACCGCGAUCCUUAAGCCAUCAGAAAUUGCUUUUCAUUCCGCACAACUACUUGCCAAACUGUGGCCACAGUAUAUGGACUCACGCAUGUCUCGAGUCAUUACUGGCGGUGUCGAGGAGACGACCGAGCUUCUGGAUCUUCGCUGGGAACAUAUAUUUUACACUGGGAACAGCCGUGUUGGAAAAAUCGUUGCUGAGAAGGCCGCUCGCGGACUUUGUCCGACGACCCUAGAGCUUGGUGGUAAAAGCCCGGUCUUCAUUCAUGAAAGUGCAAACCUGAGUAUUGCCGCUCAUCGGCUGAUGUGGGCCAAGUCGAUAAAUUGUGGUCAGACCUGCAUUGCUCCCGACUAUGUGCUUUGCAACAAACAUCUCCAAGAUCAACUCAUCGAGGAACUUCGCAAAGCGUAUAUCAAAUUUUGGCCUAACGGUGCGAGACUAUCAAAAGAUUACGGUCGAAUUAUCAAUGAUCAGCAGUUCAGCCGGUUGGAACACAUCGUGGAAAACACAAAAGGCUCCAUCAUUAUCGGGGGCAAACGAGAUGCAAAGACCCGUUUUCUGGAGCCAACUGUGAUCAAGGACCCUCCUUCGGACGAUAUUUCGAUGUCCGAGGAGAUAUUCGGGCCCAUCCUUCCAAUUAUAACAGUGGAUGGUGUGGAUGAAGGUUGCGCAUUUGUCAACGGUCGUGAUCAGCCAUUGGCGCUUUAUAUCUUUGCGAAAAGAAAGAUCUCAGAUUUCAUUAUCCAUAAAACUAAAUCCGGCGGUGUCGUUCAGGGUGACCUAAUGGUUCACUACGUUGUCUGCCCACUUUCGUUUGGCGGCAUCGGCCUGUCCGGCUAUGGAGCUUAUCACGGCAGGGCGGGCUUUGAGACCUUUUCACAUACCCGUUCUUCUAUCCAUGCGCCAGCCACAGGAAUGCUGGGCCGGGCAGUGGAAUGGCUGAUGGCCUCGCGGUAUCCCCCUUAUUCAGACUUAAAGCUGAAACUGCUUACAAUGCUUCUGGGCAAGAACCGUCCGUUUGGACGGCCCUCUUGA
Molecule: messenger RNA, 1449 nt
Organism: Talaromyces rugulosus
Lineage: Eukaryota; Fungi; Ascomycota; Eurotiomycetes; Eurotiales; Trichocomaceae
Exons: 1
Coding region: 1-1449 (482 amino acids)
Biological process (GO): aldehyde metabolic process
Cellular component (GO): cytoplasm
Molecular function (GO): aldehyde dehydrogenase (NAD+) activity
Source: RefSeq, a predicted model, not a curated record